Messenger RNA from Gigantopelta aegis, 1050 nucleotides. RefSeq lists its product as uncharacterized. NCBI's taxonomy places the organism in Eukaryota, Metazoa, Mollusca, Gastropoda, Neomphalida, Peltospiridae. The transcript has a single exon. The record is from RefSeq and is a predicted model, not a curated record. Bases 1 to 1050 code for a protein of 349 amino acids.
AUGCCACACAAGAAAACAUUCACCGAUAUACCACACAAGAAAACAUUCACCGAUAUGCCACACAAGAAAACAUUCACCGAUAUGCCACACAAGAAAACAUUCACCGAUAUGCCACACAAGAAAACAUUCACCGAUAUGCCACACAAGAAAACAUUCACCGAUAUACCACACAAGAAACCAUUCACUGAUAUACCACACAAGAAAACAUUCACCGAUAUACCACACAAGAAAACAUUCACCGAUAUACCACACAAGAAAACAUUCACUGAUAUACCACACAAGAAAACAUUCACUGAUAUACCACACAAGAAACCAUUCACUGAUAUACCACACAAGAAACCAUUCACCGAUAUACCACACAAGAAAACAUUUACUGAUAUACCACAGAAGAAAACAUUCACCGAUAUACCACAGAAGAAAACAUUCACCGAUAUACCACACAAGAAAACAUUCACCGAUAUACCACACAAGAAAACAUUCAUCGAUAUACCACACAAGAAAACAUUCACCGAUAUACCACACAAGAAAACAUUUACCGAUAUACCACACAAGAAAACAUUCACCGAUAUACCACACAAGAAAACAUUUACCGAUAUACCACACAAGAAAACAUUCACCGAUAUACCACACAAGAAAACAUUCACCGAUAUACCACACAAGAAAACAUUCACCGAUAUACCACACAAGAAAACAUUUACUGAUAUACCACACAAGAAAACAUUCACCGAUAUACCACACAAGAAAACAUUCACCGAUAUACCACACAAGAAAACAUUCACCGAUAUACCACACAAGAAAACAUUCAUCGAUAUACCACACAAGAAAACAUUCACCGAUAUACCACACAAGAACAUUCACCGAUAUACCACACAAGAAAACAUUCACCGAUAUACCACACAAGAAAACAUUCAUCGAUAUACCACACAAGAAAACAUUCACCGAUAUACCACACAAGAAAACAUUCACCGAUAUACCACACAAGAAAACAUUCACCGAUAUACCACACAAGAAAACAUUCAUCGAUAUACCACACAAGAAAACAUUCACUGA